AUGGACAACCGGACGUUUGUGUCGGAUUCCCUUCUUCGCCUUACCAACGCGUCGGAUCCUACCGUUGUUGACUUCGUGCUUGCGACCGCUAGCUCCGCCAAGUCAGCAAAUUCACUGCAGGAAAAACUUGUUACUUUUCUGGAUAGCGACUCGAGUGACAUUGGUACGUUCUGCAAUGAGCUGUAUGGACGGGUCAAUACAGGUAGCAAAAAUGGAGCCGGCGAUGGUAUGCCGAGCAAAGCGCGUGGAGAUAUCGCGCCAAUGAAAAAAUACCGGCUUUUGGAUAUGGAGGAUGAAGUUCCCGAAUCCGCAGGCUCACUGGGACCGACAAACGUCGAGGCGGAAAGGGACCGGCGGAGACGAAGGGACAAGGGUCGGAAUCGUGGCGAAGACAAAGAGGAAAAAAGGAAGCGUGAACGUAGUCGCGAGGAUCCAGGCAGCUGGGACCGGCCUCAGUCUAAGAAGCUGCGGCGACGGGACGUGAAUGAUUUCGAAGACCGUUGGGGCGACGAAGAGAUCCCCGACGACGAACGGUACGCCGAAACGCAAGAGCACGAUUUCCAGCACGAUUUCCAAGAAUCACCCUCGAAACGUACACGCCUAGAGGAUGGGUCCGCUUCACCACGGUCAACUAUAUCUGCGGACCUAGACCCCGAAAUAAGGAAGGAGAUGGAACGAAAGCGAGAUCUGGCGGAGCGAGAUGAGUUUGCUAAACGGUUAGCUAAGAAGGACGAUAGAAGUACCAAAAAAAUAGUUGAGGAUCGGACGAGAGCUGGUGAAGCUGCUCGCAGACGGACUUUGGCGGAUGAUGCAUCUGCCAGAGCAGCCGUCAUGCCAGACCUGCGACUACGCUCCCGACAAGAGUAUCUCAAGAAGCGCGAGACAGAGCGACUAGCUCUUCUGCGCAAACAGGUUGCGGAGGAAACUGCUGAGUUGCGGGAGAACCCAUCCUUGACGCGCAGGGAGAAGGAGGAGUUUGCCAGGAAUCGAGAAGUGCUCCGAAUUGCUGAGGAACGACUUCGAAUCGAUGACCACCGCGAUGGCUACAUGAUGCCGGAGGACUACAUUACGGAGAAGGGGAAAAUUGAUCGAAAGAAGAAAGAAGAAGCUCUCUAUAAGCGAUAUGUUGACCGCGACGACCACGGACAAGAGCGAUUCAUAACAGAACAUGAAGAGUGGGAGAUGGAGCAAACGGCCAAGGCAAAGGCUCAAAUCAGCAGGGCAGAGUUUGUUGAUGAAGGUGACUAUGAAUAUGUCUUCGAUGAUUCGCAAAAAAUCAAUUUCAUCAUGGACGCCAAGAUGGAGGGCACUCAAAAACCUAUGACCCAGGAGCAACGAGCGCUCCAAGAGAAACUCGACGCCGCAGAGAAGAAGGCCGCGUCAAUUGAAGAUACGCGGAAAAGCUUGCCAAUUUACCAAUUCCGAGACCAGAUCAUCCAAGCGGUCCAGGACCACCAGGUUCUCAUCAUCGUAGGUGAAACUGGAUCUGGUAAGACCACUCAAAUCCCCCAGUACCUUCACGAGGCCGGGUAUACCAAGAAUGGGAUGAAGGUCGGGUGUACGCAACCUCGACGAGUUGCUGCCAUGAGCGUUGCGUCUCGGGUGGCGGAAGAAAUGGGAGUGAAGAUUGGCAAUGAAGUAGGAUAUGCCAUUCGAUUUGAGGACAACACGAGUGACAAGACCGUUCUCAAGUAUAUGACUGACGGCAUGCUGUUACGUGAGCUGUUGACAGAGCCUGACUUAGGCCAAUACUCGGCGCUGAUGAUUGACGAGGCGCACGAGCGGACGGUGCCCACAGACAUCGCCUGUGGUCUCUUGAAAGAUAUCGCCAAGGCACGGCCGGAUCUGAAGUUGUUGAUUUCGUCUGCAACUAUGGAUGCGCAGAAGUUCCAGCAGUACUUUGAUAAUGCGCCCAUAUUCAACAUACCUGGCCGUCGGUAUCCCGUGGAUAUCCAUUAUACCUCGCAACCGGAGGCGAAUUAUCUGGCAGCCGCGAUCACAACAGUAUUUCAGAUUCAUAUCACUCAGGGUCAGGGCGACGUUUUAGUGUUUUUGACCGGCCAGGAGGAGAUCGAGGCGGCGGAGCAAAGUCUACAGGAGACGGCGCGAAAACUCGGGGGCAAGAUCCCAGAGAUGAUUAUUUGUCCGAUUUAUGCCAACCUGCCCUCUGAACUCCAGACUAAGAUCUUCGAACCUACCCCACCAAAAGCACGAAAAGUGGUUCUGGCCACCAAUAUAGCAGAGACCAGCUUGACUAUCGAUGGAAUCGUCUACGUGAUCGAUCCGGGCUUCGCCAAGGAAAAUGUCUUCAACCCUCGGACUGGGAUGGAAAGUCUAGUGGUGACACCGUGCUCGCGAGCAUCUGCCAACCAGCGGGCAGGUCGAGCUGGUCGAGUAGGACCAGGCAAAUGCUUUCGUUUGUACACCAAAUGGGCCUACCAUAACGAGUUGGAGGAGAGUACGACGCCGGAGAUUCAACGAACGAACUUGAAUAGCGUCAUCCUGAUGCUCAAGUCGCUUGGGAUCGACCAGCUGCUGGAAUUUGAUUUUAUGGACCCUCCACCAGCCGAGACGAUCAUUCGUGCAUUGGAACAACUGUAUGCGCUGGGCGCGCUGAACGACCGGGGCGAGUUGACCAAAGUCGGCCGGCAGAUGGCAGAGUUCCCUACGGACCCCAUGCUGGCCAAGGCGAUCCUAGCAGCGGAUAAGUACGGCUGCGUGGAGGAGGUUCUGUCCAUUGUGUCAAUGCUAGGCGAAGCUAGCGCUCUGUUCUUCCGGCCCAAAGACAAGAAGAUCCAUGCGGAUAGCGCGCGUAAUCGGUUCACCAUCAAGGACGGAGGCGACCACUUGACUCUGCUCAACAUCUGGAACCAGUGGGUGGAUUCCGACUUCAGUUACGUUUGGGCCAAGGAGAACUUCCUGCAGCAGCGCAGUCUGACGCGGGCGCGUGAUGUGCGCGACCAGCUAGCGAGGUUAUGCGAUCGAGUUGAAGUGACGGUCAGCACUUGCGGAUCGACCAACCUGAUUCCGAUCCAGAAAGCCAUUACUGCCGGGUUCUUCCCGAACGCGGCCCGGCUGCAGCGUGGCGGUGACAGUUACCGAACGGUGAAGAAUGGCCAGGUGGUUUACCUGCAUCCAUCCAGCACGCUAUUCGAAGUGAAUCCUCGAUGGGUGAUCUACUUUGAGUUGGUUCUGACGAGUAAGGAGUACAUGAGGAGCAACAUGCCGUUACAGGCGGAAUGGCUGGUAGAAGUGGCGCCGCAUUAUUACAAAAAGAAGGACCUGGAAACUCUAGGACUAGAGAAGAAGAUGAAGGGCACAGGGGCAGCGGGGGAGAAGAGCCGUGAUUGA
Molecule: messenger RNA, 3351 nt
Organism: Aspergillus tanneri
Lineage: Eukaryota; Fungi; Ascomycota; Eurotiomycetes; Eurotiales; Aspergillaceae
Product: putative mRNA splicing factor RNA helicase (Cdc28)
Exons: 1
Coding region: 1-3351 (1116 amino acids)
Cellular component (GO): catalytic step 2 spliceosome; intracellular anatomical structure
Molecular function (GO): ATP binding; RNA binding
Source: RefSeq, a predicted model, not a curated record